UCCAUACACACGAUUUUCAUUCCAAAACUCACUCUAUAAAUAAAGAGUUCCAACCCUUCUUUUUUAUUCACACCCACUACUUUCUAUUAUUCCUCUGUUAUUCGCAUUUCUCAAACUUCUCAUUAGCCAUGGCCGAUGAAGUGAUUCUUCUUGAUUUCUGGCCAAGUCCAUUUGGUAUGAGAAUCAGAAUAGCACUUGCUGAAAAGGGUAUCAAAUAUGAAUACAAAGAAGAAGAUUUGAGGAACAAAAGUCCUUUGUUGUUACAAAUGAAUCCUGUUCAUAAGAAAAUCCCUGUUCUCAUUCACAACGGUAAACCCAUUGCUGAAUCUCUGAUUGCUGUUCAGUAUAUUGAUCAAGUUUGGAAUGAUAAAUCUCCUCUGUUGCCUUCUGAUCCUUAUCAGAGAUCACAAGCUAGAUUCUGGGCUGAUUAUGUUGACAAAAAGAUAUAUGAAGUUGGAAGGAACCUUUGGACCAAAAAAGGAGAUGAACAAGAAGCUGCCAAGAAGGAAUUCAUAGAAGCCAUUAAAUUGUUGGAGCAAGAGUUAGGAGACAAGACUUAUUUUGGUGGAGACAAGCUUGGUUUUGUUGAUGUAGCACUCAUUCCAUUCUACACUUGGUUCAAAGGCUAUGAGACUUUUGGUAACAUCAAUGUAGAGAAGGAAAGCCCCAAGUUCAUUGCUUGGGCCAAGAGAUGUAUCCAGAUUGAGAGUGUUUCCAAAUCUCUUCCUGAUCAGGAUAAGGUCUAUGACUUCAUUGUAGAGAUCAGGAAGAAGAUUGGUGUUGAGUAGGUUUGAGAUGUAAGGUUAAAUGUUUCUUAAAUCAUAACCUUUCUGAUUGAAUAAUUGUGUAAUAAAAGGUACUUAAAUGUGCCAAACUUUGUGGUUUUUGUAGGGAAGGUUUUGAUGAACUUGUGAAAUAUUGUAAUAGGUCUUUGAUCUCUUUGUUGGUCUUUUAAUCGAGUUUUUUAUGCAUUGCUUGCUA
Molecule: messenger RNA, 981 nt
Organism: Trifolium pratense (red clover)
Lineage: Eukaryota; Viridiplantae; Streptophyta; Magnoliopsida; Fabales; Fabaceae
Product: probable glutathione S-transferase
Exons: 2
Coding region: 129-788 (219 amino acids)
Biological process (GO): glutathione metabolic process
Cellular component (GO): cytoplasm
Molecular function (GO): glutathione transferase activity
Source: RefSeq, a predicted model, not a curated record